Messenger RNA from Heterotrigona itama, 1225 nucleotides. The record is from the annotation of a GenBank genome assembly. Lineage: Eukaryota; Metazoa; Arthropoda; Insecta; Hymenoptera; Apidae.
AUGGUCCGUGAACCAGCACAAGAGGUUAAGUCACAACGAAGAGUUAGCAGAACGGAUGAAAUUAGAACGUCGACACAUGAAGACGAGUGACACAUUGCAUAGCUUUUUUUUAGAGGAAUUUUAUUGUUAUAAAAUUGGCUGUCUGAGGGAACUGUACACAGUCAGCCACCGUCUGAAGAGUGGACCAGGUUAGUUGGAAAAUAACCGUCGGUCGCGAAAGAAAAGAUUGUCGACGCGUUUUGAAAGUUUUAAUUAAAAUCGAUACUUCCAGCGUGAUUUCAAAAUCGCGUCACGUCAAACGCGCGAGCUUUGUUCCGACUGUGAGACAAACGCCGAUCGGCCGAUUACGCUAUCGUUGUCAACCAUUAUCGUUCGAUAAACGAAGGAUGGGGACUGGAGUAUCGAUGGCCGAGAAUCAUAAUUACCUUGGCGCGAGGCGACACGGUGAAAUGGCAAAAUGCAAGCAGACAAUUACGCGGCUAUUCGUAGUGCUGGAAUUGAUAUAAUUGUUGACGGCGUGGCGGCCGCCAGAGUGAUUCAGUUGCCCCGAUGCCAAUAGCGAUGGAACGUUGCGCGUUGCGGAGGGCACAGCAGCCGGACGUUCGCCGCGUGGACAAAGACGGACAAAUUAAUCGAUUUAUUCCGCCGUUGGAGAGAGUUGCCGCUUGUUCUCUGGCGUAAAUGAGCGUGCACGUGCACGUGUGCACACGUACAUAUGGAGAUGGCUAAUGGAGUAGCCGUUCGUGCGUUGGCCGAUCGCUGAAAGAAAAAGGAACAAAAGGACGAGUGAAAAAGAGGAAAGGACGAAGAACAGAGAGAGAGAAAAAAUUGGAAGAAAAAAAUAUACAUUUUCGAGGAACAUAAGAAUGAUUCUUCGUUACGAAAAAUUACCGGAAGACUAAAGUGUAAUAUUUCGUAGUAAAAAGAUUAAAGCAUAAGGAAAAGUUGAGAGUACAAAUUUCUGUUAAUAUUUUAUUAAAAAUCACUCGAGUAUGUUCAAAUAUACUGUUAAUAUAUAAAAUUUCCAGAGAUACAUUGCGUGUAGGGGAGAGUUCUGUCGUUCCCUGCAUUAUCGACUUUAAGUUCUUUUGCUGCAAAAUGGCGAUAGUUAUUAAAAGUAUCACAAUGUGCGAUUCAAAAAAGAAUAUUCGAGCAAUGAGGUACACUGUAUAAAUAUGAAAAAGGAAAUAGUGCUGCAGUGAUAUCUAAUAAAGGAAAUUGUAUG